AUGGACCUUCGACAGCUGUACACCGACUAUAUCGCCCAGAUCAAUGCCGGCUGCGGCUCAGGCGCUUUGGCGAAGUAUGUCAACAAUGGCAUAGUCCAUAAUGACUCUUCUCCGCUGUCGGUAGACGAUUAUGCACAGAUCAUCCUCGACAGCCAGGCCUCAUUUCCUGGUCUACUCUUCGAAGUCGACAUGUUGGUGACAGAUGAUGCCAACGGCGCCAAAGGUGGUGGGAGCAUUGCUGCCAGAAUCAAGCUAUCCUACGACCGUAGCGUUGCCGCUUCCAAUCCUUCACCUGAGACUACUUCACAGCAGUCCACCAAAGAGACCUUCUAUGAGCACGUCUUCUACAGCCUAGAAGGUGGCAAAAUCUCAAGAGUGUGGAGCAUCCUAGAUGGUGCUGGCCAGAGAUGGAGGGAGGAGUUGGAAGCAAGAAAAGGGCAGUAA
Capronia coronata CBS 617.96 is the source of this 444-nucleotide messenger RNA. RefSeq lists its product as uncharacterized. Lineage: Eukaryota; Fungi; Ascomycota; Eurotiomycetes; Chaetothyriales; Herpotrichiellaceae. The record is from RefSeq and is a predicted model, not a curated record. The transcript has a single exon. Bases 1 to 444 code for a protein of 147 amino acids.